Fonticula alba is the source of this 597-nucleotide messenger RNA. Its product is annotated as protein Ras-2. Gene Ontology annotation, molecular function: GTPase activity; GTP binding; GDP binding. Gene Ontology annotation, biological process: signal transduction. Gene Ontology annotation, cellular component: plasma membrane. The record is from RefSeq and is a predicted model, not a curated record. The transcript is spliced from 3 exons. Bases 1 to 597 code for a protein of 198 amino acids. NCBI's taxonomy places the organism in Eukaryota, Rotosphaerida, Fonticulaceae.
AUGACCCUCUACCGCGUCGUCGUCCUUGGUGACGGUGGUGUCGGCAAGACCGCCCUCACCAUCCAGCUCUGCCUCAACCAGUUCGUCGAGUCCUACGACCCGACCAUUGAGGAUUCCUACCGCAAGCAGGUUGUCAUCGAUGAUGAGUCCUGCGUGCUCGAGGUUCUUGAUACCGCUGGUCAGGAGGAGUACGUCGCUCUGCGCGAUCAGUGGAUUCGCGAUGGCGAGGGCUUCGUCCUUGUCUACUCGAUUGUUUGCUCAAGUACCUUUGACCGGAUGGCUCGUUUUAAGGACCAGAUUUACCGCGUGAAGGAUGUCAACUAUGUGCCGCUCGUGCUGGUGGGCAACAAGUGCGACAUGGAGGACAAGCGCACGGUCCCCAUGCAGAAGGGUGUCUCCCUGGCCCAGACCUUUGGGUGUGAUUUCUACGAGACCUCCGCCAAGACCACGCACAACGUGGAGAAGGCUUUCUACUCGGUGGUCCGUCAGAUUCGCAAGCGCUCCGGCUCGCCAGGCGGCAAUCCAAGUGGCGAUAACGCUGCGUCCGACAACGCCCGCGCGACCGGACAAAAGAAGAAGCGCUGCACCAUCAUCUAG